Messenger RNA from Papaver somniferum (opium poppy), 1157 nucleotides. RefSeq names its product F-box/kelch-repeat protein At1g57790-like. The record is from RefSeq and is a predicted model, not a curated record. The coding region runs from base 102 to 1157 and encodes 351 amino acids. Gene Ontology annotation, molecular function: protein binding. Lineage: Eukaryota; Viridiplantae; Streptophyta; Magnoliopsida; Ranunculales; Papaveraceae. The transcript is spliced from 2 exons.
UAAAAUACAAAAAUGAGAAGCGUUUGGAAAGAUGAAGAAAUAUAUUUAAGGAUCUGUAUUUAGUCGGGGGAUCAGAUUAUUAUUCAAGACUCUCAGUUACAAUGGAAGUGGUUGGGUCUCAAGACUCUCAACAACCAGUUCAUCAUCACUCAAGUGAAAUAGUGGCGAAGAACGUGAUGACUAAAGAGGGUAUAAUCUGCUUACGUACCGAAGUCAUUAACAAUUUGAAUGACAAACCUUGGUCCGACCUUCCUCCCGAACUUCUUUUGGAAAUUGCUGGUAAAUUAGGCUUGCCCGAGCAUCUUAGUUUUCGUGGUGUUUGUCAACCGUGGCGCUUAGCUUCUUCAGAAGCUUCAGCUGACCUUCAGUCAGAAAUUGAUACCAAACCUUGGUUUCUACUCUAUGGUAGCGGUUCACACUGUUCUUUACUUGAUUCUUUAUCAGAUAAAGUUUAUAAUAUUCGUAUGCCGGAACUAGAUGGUGCGACUUGCAUAGCAUCAAAGGAAGGUUGGCUUCUUCUAUACCGAAAUGAAUCGCUGUUCUUCUACCGUCCUUUCUCCCAUGCAAAAAUAGAGCUUCCAAAGUUUCCUACUCAGCAAUUGUUUGAUGAUCAUACUGCAACAUUUUCAUCAACUCCUAUAUCUCCAGACUGCAUGGUUUUUAUUGGCACCAGAACUAGUAGUACCCAAUUGGUGUUAAAUGUUCUUCGAAGAGGAUCUAAUGUAUGGGUUCAGUAUGAAGAGACUAUUUAUGGACCAGACCCGAAUUUUACAUUCAUGACAUUUUGCAGUAGUGGUGAAUUUUGCAGUGGUGGUGAACUAAAUUUGGUGUCAAAAACCCAUCAUGUUGUUUUCUCUGUUGAAGAAAAGAGAUGGAUGCACCGCGUCUUGGUACCCAGUAACACACCUGGGUCUUCUCCAAUACCAUGGAAAAACAGAGACCCGAAAAUUGAACUGAAACGAAAAUUGGGGUUGGAAAAAGGUGAUUCACUUACAAUUUGUGGGACGGAGAUAAUAGGCGAACAUAAUACAUGCAUAAGUAACCAGGUGAUCAAGGCUGUCGAAGAGGAAGGUGUGGAUAUCCGCCAUAACAAGGGAGUGUGGAUUAAUCCACAAUUUUUUCAACUUCCUCUAAAUCAGAACAGUUGGUCAUUUUAA